Acanthoscelides obtectus is the source of this 448-nucleotide messenger RNA. NCBI's taxonomy places the organism in Eukaryota, Metazoa, Arthropoda, Insecta, Coleoptera, Chrysomelidae. The record is from the annotation of a GenBank genome assembly.
ACUAUACCACAUUAGGUUCUGCAGCAUUUUGACGAACGUAGAAGAACCGAUCGAUCUUAUUCCAGGAGCGUCUUUCAACGGCCUGGCACUGAUGCGAGUCAUAACGUCAUCAUUGAACUCGAUCCAGUCGUCUCUGAAGCAAGUGAAAAACGACGUUAAGCCAUCAAAUAUCAAAAUUAUGAAAAAUAUUUUGGUAAUUAAGAAAACAGAUGACGCAGUUCGGCCAUUAUCUCCACAACCAGAUCCAAGCAAAGCGUCUACUUCAGUUCAAGAAGAAUCCGAGGAAACGAGACCGAGUACAACAAGUGAAUUAGACUCCACUCCUGAUUCUGAUAAUUCAGUAUCCAUGUCCAGUGAAGGUAUCCCUACGUUGUUCGGAUCGAUCAGAGCACCAGCGUUAUCCUCUGCUUUACAUGGUUCAUUAGUGAUGUCUGCCGAGUCUGUUUGA